Molecule: messenger RNA, 531 nt
Organism: Achroia grisella
Lineage: Eukaryota; Metazoa; Arthropoda; Insecta; Lepidoptera; Pyralidae
Exons: 2
Coding region: 121-423 (100 amino acids)
Source: RefSeq, a predicted model, not a curated record
CGUUGUCCGACAUCUUUCUUUAACCAAAAUACUCAUUUAUAUGUUGUGAAUUUUGAAAACAAAAGACUGGAACAAGUAUCCGUGUGUUUUAAGUGCUAGUUGUCAAGUUUUAUCAAUAAAAUGAGUCCAGAGCGAGAGUCUGAAGCAUCAGAAGACAUGUUGGAGUCGAUUGACGAGUUAAAAGAACGUCUUUCCUCAAUGAAGCGUAUGAUGGAAGAAAGGAAAGCGGCAGGAUCAGGCACCAAGGACCUGUUCCAGGGUCAGGCCAGAAGUCUCCAAGGCACCACCAUGAUCGAUGGCAACUUCUUAAGUUUUGUCUUCGGUGGAUCUUUGAUAGUUAUUUUAAGUGUAUCUGUGUAUGCUUUCUAUAAUCUGUAUCAUGCUGUACUAAAGAAAUUCCCUUCUACACACACGGAAUUGUAAAAUGGACUUACUUCUGAGUGCAGUAUGAUUGAAAUUUGUAUGGGAUAUGAACGAUAUUACAAAUAAUAUGCUUGGUCGGAGCUUCAUCUUUUAAUAAAGUAAGAUUUU